ACACCCGGGCUUUAUUUACUGACCAUUAACAGCUGAUUGAUCUGAUUGGCUGGCUGAUUGAUCCCUUUUAUUUUGGGACCAGUAGGAAGUGACCCAGGAAGCUCUUCUUCUUCUUCUGCCUCCGUAAACACGUUAAAGCUGCCGUGAUGGGACAGUGCUGCAGAGAGACCGAGCUGUGAGGCGGAGAGAGAACCCUCCAUCCGUCCUGUCCGGAGUCAGAAACAACGAUGGGCUGAGGCACCGGGACGGACCGGGACCGGGAUCAUCUGCAGGCAGACAGAGGCCCGCAGGCGGCCCAGGACGGCCUGAAGGAAACGACCAGAGACGGACGGACUCUCGGAGAGCUGCGACACAUCGACAACAGUUUGUUGCAUCCUGGUGGUUGACCUUGGAGCAGGGACUUCCGUCAGGGAGCCACCGCUCUGAUCCAACAUGGCCGACAAUGUGAACUCUUUACCCUUCUUCUAUGGAAACAUCACCAGAGAAGAGGCGGAGGAGUACCUGCGUCAAUCCGGCUCCAUAAACGGCCUGUACCUGCUGAGACAGAGCAGAAACUACCUGGGGGGCUUCGCCCUGUCCGUGCUGCACUCCGGCCGCUGCUACCACUACACCAUCGAGCGGGAGGCCAACCAGACGUACGCCAUCGCCGGAGGGAAGAGCCACCGUGGCCCCGAGGACGUCAUCGACUACCACUCCCAGGAGACAGACGGGCUGGUGUGUCUGCUGAAGAAACCCUGCAACAGACCCAAAAACAUGCAGCCCAAGGUCGGCCCGUUUGAGGACCUGAAGGAGAAGCUGAUCCGGGAUUACGUCAAGCAGACCUGGAACCUGCAGGGAGCCGCCCUGGAGCAGGCCAUCAUCAGUCAGAGACCUCGGCUGGAGAAGCACAUCGCCACCACGGCUCACGAGAAGAUGCCGUGGUUUCACGGCACCAUAACUCGAGAAGACUCUGAGCCGCGGCUGCAGAGAGGAUCGCGGGCCAACGGGAAAUUCCUGAUCCGGCAGCGGGAUCAGAACGGAUCCUACGCCCUCUGUCUGCUCCAUGAAGGUCAGGUCAUGCACUAUCGCAUCGACAGGGACCCAAUGGGGAAACUCUCCAUCCCAGACGGGAAGAAGUUUGACACCCUGUGGCAGCUGGUGGAGCACUACUCCUACAAACCUGACGGCCUCCUGAGAGUGUUAACAGAGCCGUGUCCCAGACCGGACGGAGACAUGGAUCUGACUGGGCGACCUCUGCCCCCACACAACCAUCCAAGAUUUGACUCAGCCAUCCAAGGUGCUGCAGGAAUUCUGGACAAACUCAGAACUAUCCCCAUACCGGGCCUACCUAAGAGUAACUCAUCUCGACGCAAAAAAAUCGAUAACAACCCGUAUGAAACCAAACUGCCCUCCGAUCAGGGAGCAGCUAAAGAGGCAAUGCCGAUGGACACUGAGGUGUACGAGAGUCCGUACGCCGACCCCGAUGAACUUCGGAGCGCCACCGUGGACAGAAACCAUCUCCUGCUGGAGGACGGAGAACUGGGCUCUGGGAACUUUGGGACGGUCAUGAAGGGAAUCUACAAGAUGAGGAAGACGCAGAAACCGGUGGCAGUAAAGAUCCUGAAGAACGAUGAUAACAACCCGUCGGUUCGUGAGGAGAUGCUGAGAGAAGCUAACGUGAUGCAGCAGCUGGAUAACCCCUACAUCGUCAGAAUGAUCGGGAUCUGUGAGGCCGAGAACCUGAUGCUGGUCAUGGAGCUGGCCGAGCUCGGACCGCUCAACAAGUUCCUGCAGAAACACAAGCAGACCAGCAUGAAGAACAUCACUGAGCUCGUCCACCAGGUGUCCAUGGGGAUGAAAUAUCUGGAGGAGAAUAACUUCGUCCACAGAGACCUCGCGGCCAGAAACGUCCUGCUGGUCACGCAGCACUACGCCAAGAUCAGCGACUUCGGUCUGUCCAAGGCCAUCGCUGAGGAUAAGAACUACUACAUGGCUCAGGCUCAUGGGAAGUGGCCGGUGAAGUGGUACGCUCCUGAGUCCAUCCUUUACUAUAAAUUCUCUUCCAAGAGUGACGUGUGGAGUUUUGGGGUGCUGAUGUGGGAGGCGUAUUCCUACGGACAGAAACCGUACAGGGGGAUGAAGGGAAACGACGUGCUGCAGAUGGUUGAGAGCGGACAGAGGAUGGACUCUCCGGCCAACUGUCCUCAGGAGAUGUACGACCUGAUGAAGACCUGCUGGACCUACAAAUCUGACGAGCGUCCUGGAUUCAGUGUGGUGGAGCCCAGACUUCGAGAGUAUUAUUACGACAUUUCUCAGUGAUUUUUACGCUGAUGAUGUGAGACUAUGCAAACUACUGCGGAGGAGAGACGGAGUUUUAAUGGAGAACGGGGGAAUUAUGAGUGCUGUUGUAAGUUAUUGACUUCAGACGGAGGAUUUAUUCAAACUUUUCAACAUAAUUAUGCAAAUGAGUUUUAUUUUGUUACUUUUUUUCUUCCUGAAUGUAAAGGAUAUUACAGAUGAAUAAAGAGGACGAGCAAACAUCAGUGUUAAAGAAUAAACCAUGCUGUCAUUCUGUGGCUUCAUUUCAUCAGAGCAUCACAGCGUCUUCAUUCUGCAGCAAAAACCUCUGGAUCCUUAAAUCUGUCUGGUGUAUGUAAAUAAACAUAAAAAAAUAAAAAAUGUAAUG
This is a messenger RNA of Cheilinus undulatus (humphead wrasse), 2665 nucleotides long. RefSeq names its product spleen tyrosine kinase (gene syk). The record is from RefSeq and is a predicted model, not a curated record. Gene Ontology annotation, biological process: macrophage activation involved in immune response; positive regulation of alpha-beta T cell proliferation; protein phosphorylation. The transcript is spliced from 15 exons. Gene Ontology annotation, cellular component: extrinsic component of cytoplasmic side of plasma membrane; cytoplasm. Gene Ontology annotation, molecular function: ATP binding; signaling receptor binding; non-membrane spanning protein tyrosine kinase activity. The coding region runs from base 433 to 2298 and encodes 621 amino acids. NCBI's taxonomy places the organism in Eukaryota, Metazoa, Chordata, Actinopteri, Labriformes, Labridae.